Messenger RNA from Lingula anatina, 1323 nucleotides. RefSeq lists its product as uncharacterized. Gene Ontology annotation, molecular function: protein binding. The record is from RefSeq and is a predicted model, not a curated record. Lineage: Eukaryota; Metazoa; Brachiopoda; Lingulata; Lingulida; Lingulidae.
UUUGGGCCAUUAUGUGAAUACACGUGCCACUGCCUAGGAAAUUUUACCUGCAGUAUACCCAAUGGCUUCAGGUGUCCUGAAGGGUGUCAAACCUACUGGAAAGGCUACGGAUGCCAUCAGCAAAAGCCGUAUUUUGAGAUGGCACCUACAGUGACCUCAAGAACGCUUCAUUCUGUUAGCAUUGGCUGGGACAUUUGGUCUUCGGGGAGAUACCCGGGGGAAGGCAGCGUACGCUCUUACGUUGCCAGAGUCUGGAAAGACGGUAACGUCAUUGACGUUAGGAAAAAUUCUGCGGAUAUCACGUCCAUCGCCAUUGAAAACCUUCUGGAGUACACAGCGUAUGAGUUCACUGUAUCUAUCGAGGAUGAAGAAGGACAGGAGGGGAAACAAAGUCCGAGUGUCGCUAAAAUGACAUGUGGAGCUCCUUCCAUUAUUCCACAACCAGACAUUAUCCUAUCCCUGAAAGUACCGUGGAACACUGCACAGAUAAGAUUAAAAACUCAUGAUAUGACAGAAGCGGUACAUAGGUGUGAUGGAUUUGCCAAACUGAAACUGUAUGUCAAUAGAGAGUACGGAAACAACACCAGGAAAGACGUUGUGGUUGUCAAAGAAAGUCAGGACAUUUAUAUCGAAGACCUGGUUCCAUACAGCAAUUUUACAGUGUACAUAUCAGCAGUGAGUAAUCUUAAUCUUGAGGGACCAGUAUUGGUGCUUAAUGGGCGGACACCGGAAGGAGAGCCAGGACCACCUUCUAACUUCACCGCUACAAGCAGAUCGCAAACGUCUCUAGAAUUUUCAUGGAAAGCACCACGUGUCAGAAAUGGAAUAAUAACAGGCUACAAGAUUGAAUGUUACACUGAUGGCAAAGGUGUCUCUGCAGAGCUCAGUAUGCAUGCAAGAAGCUACGUCUUUAAACAGUUGACAUCGGGGACUAAGUACACGUGUAGUUUGAAAGCCAAAACGUCGGCAGGUUAUGGGAAUUCGUCACAGCUUGUCACGUGGACGGAACCAAAAGAUCCAGAAAUCGGUGGGAUCGUCGGUGGUGUUGUUGGCGCCACAUUUGUGGCGGCGGUUGUGGUUAUGGCAAUCGUGAUAACACUGCUGAGAAGACGAAGACGAGAACGGGAGGCUAACAGUUCAAGUAGUGUUCCUGAAAGAGAAGUCUCCAAUCUAGGGCUGGAGCACUGCAGUGAAAAUAUUGAUUACGAACAUCCAAUGCGCCAUUGGCAGGAAACCCUGUACACAGACCUCGUGCUAAGUUCAAAUGACGACGUGGAGCAAUCUGGAACUGGCAAUCUUGGUGAAGAUCGUUCUAGAUAUUAA